Messenger RNA from Prunus armeniaca (apricot), 240 nucleotides. NCBI's taxonomy places the organism in Eukaryota, Viridiplantae, Streptophyta, Magnoliopsida, Rosales, Rosaceae. The record is from the annotation of a GenBank genome assembly.
AUGUUCGCAUGGUCGAUAUCUGACAUGCCUAGCAUCGAUCCGAACAUCAUCUGCCACCGAAAACAUAUCAACCCCUCCAACAAGCCAGUAGGGCAGAAGAGACACAGCUUCGCUUCAGAGCCAGUCGCGAUCAUUGAAGCCGAGAUCAACAAGCUCCUUACUGCCGGCUUUAUUGAAGAGGUCUCCUACUCAGAGUGGCUAGCCAACGUUGUUCUGGUGGUUUUGCAUCAAUUACGGUGA